Messenger RNA from Monosiga brevicollis MX1, 11166 nucleotides. RefSeq lists its product as uncharacterized. Bases 1 to 11166 code for a protein of 3721 amino acids. Gene Ontology annotation, cellular component: nucleus. Gene Ontology annotation, biological process: double-strand break repair via nonhomologous end joining; telomere maintenance. The record is from RefSeq and is a predicted model, not a curated record. The transcript is spliced from 41 exons. Lineage: Eukaryota; Choanoflagellata; Craspedida; Salpingoecidae. Gene Ontology annotation, molecular function: protein binding; DNA-dependent protein kinase activity.
AUGCCUCGCGUGUCUCUCACUGCAUCUCGUGGCACCGGCGCACCUUCGUUUCAGGGCGUGGUGCUGGCGUGUGUCUAUGGCGUGCAAGCCAGCAACAACCCCGAUGCCUCACCCAUGGAGCGCGAGGCGCGCAACAUCAUGGUCGAAGCCUUUGCGCACCUGGUCUCCCAACCACCCCCCACGUCCGUCACAGACGUCGAUGGCGGAGCCUCUGGGACCGACGUGAUGGAUCACAUGUAUGCUGCCACUCUCGAGGCCAUCAUGCAGGUCCUAGAAAAGUUGGAUCUCUCUGCCUUCGUGCCUACCGAUGGCGACGCACGUUCUCAAAGUGCAACAGCCGCCCCAUCCUCCCAGGCCAUCACAAUGACCUCUGCAGCCACAGCCAGCUUGGACGAUUUGCGUGCCACUCGUGCCAAAGACUUUCAAGUGUGCUUCCCGCCCAGUCUGCCCGACAUCAUUUUACAGCAGCUGGUGGAGUUUACCACGGCCGUCCUACGUCAAAGUCGGCGCGCACCCUUUCGGAAUUGGUAUUUUCUCAUGGCACAGCGACUCGUGCGACGGGCUACUCAGCAUCCAUACGUAAGCGGUCUCUAUGCCCUCUUGACCACGGCCAACGAGCUAGCAGAGGAGCUGGGCCUGUUAAAUGAGCACCAAAAACUCGAAUCUUUCUUGGAGAACCACGUCACCUUGAUGGGGGCCUUCUGUGCCACCGUCAUGCGUCAGUGCAAGCAGUUCAAAGAUGAGCUGCUCACCACAUGCCUCCGUUUCUUGGUCACGUGCCCCACGGUCGUGGUCAAGUCGCGUACCGAGGUGUUCAUUGAAGCCCUUGAUACCAGCCUGAGACUUGGCAUCGGAUACCUGCCGCUGGCCGAGGCUGCUUUGGCCAGCCUACAGCGCUGGCUGGAUGUUCUGGGCCUCGCUGCCUUGCAGCCUCAUCUUGCCCCUCUGCUUCGGCGCUUCGAUCAAUACCUCACGGCGCAAGCGAGCGCGACCGACGACUUGAACGCCGAUGCUGUCAUAACAGACGGCCAAGCUAAGCGUACACAGGGCGGAGCCGCGCGUUCAAAGCCUGGUGCGGUGGAAGACGAUGGACUCGCUCCGCUUGAUCGUGUCAAGGGCACCAUCGUCACUCUCCUGGGCCAGUUUGGACUCGAUGUCAGCCACCACCUCGCGUUGAUCGGUUCCCCCGAAGACGCCGAGGCGGUCCCCACUUGGGUGGCUUGGUCCGCCUCGCAAACCUUGCCAUUGACGGUGCCCUUCCCUGACAUCAAGCCCAGUAUCAAGUUGGCUCCGCUUUUGCCCCGCAUUGUUGAUCUGGCCACAAAUGCAGGGGAUCGUCAAACUCGCACUGCCGCCUGUGAGCUACUGCACGCUAUUGUCCUCUACAUCCUUGGUCGCGAGGCUGUUUUGAUUGAGGACAACAAGGAUGUCAUGACCGACCUCUGGCGUCAUAUCUUCCCCGUCAUGAUCCAACUGAGUUGCGACCUGGACAGCGUGCCCCAGCAGCUCUUUGAACUUCUGACGCUGCAAGUUGUGCGCUGGUUUACGGACAGCCGCAUGUACGAGUACCCCAACACGGUGGCGCUGAUCACGGCCAUCUUGGACGCACUCUGUGAUGCAUCCAACACCAAUCUGCGCGAGUUUGCCGCCCGAUGCGUGGCGGAAUUCUUCACCUUUGCCUUGCGGCGCAAGGGCGCAGAGAACCCCGAGCGCAAGACCGCGCUAACCAGUCUGCUUCUACGAAUUCGUGCCAUGGCUGCACAUCCCUCCAUCUUCCAGCGCCUGGGUGCCGCACUCGCCAUGCGAACCAUUUAUCGCAAGCUGCGCGAGUCAGCCCCCCUUGUCUCCGUGUUUGGCUUGGACCUGACUGUAGCCUUUCUCACCGGUCUUCAGCACUGUGAGAAUGACCCCGAGGGCGCGGGCACAUCUGAGCGGCUCACCGAGGUCGUGAUGGACUGCAAGCGCAUGCUCAUCCACCACGCCGGAAUACUCAAUAAACCUGAACGACAUCGGCGUGGACCAGCUUCUUGGCCUCAGGCGGUGCUGUCCAAUCUCGUGGCGCACUGCUUUGGGGGCUUUGGCUGGACCUCGGCACCGGCCCGCCAUGCCGCCAUCGACCUCUUCAUGCACCUCGUGACCAAGAUCCCGGGCCCCGAUGGACACGGAGCCAUGCGCCCUCAGCAGUACCUCACGCGCCCAGUGGGCGGCUUCACGCCCGGUCUGAUUGAAAACCUGAAGCGAGGCCAAGUUGGAGAUGCCACCAUCGCGACUUCGCAUCUGGGAUCGAGCGCAGUCUUGCGCUCGCUACGCAGCCGUGACUACCAAGAAGCUGCCCAUUGGCUUCGCGCUCUGGCUGCCUGUCUCGAGGGGUAUCACCUGAUUAUUAAACACGGGCUGGUGUCCCCCGAAACCCUGGCAACGAUGAUGAGCUCGGAGCAGUGCACCAUUGUGCCAGCUCUGCACGAAUUUCAAGAGGCUUUGUUGGGUUCGGGCACCUGGCUUUACACGCAUUUGGAUGCUGCGCUUCGCGAUAUUGUAUGCGGCGUACUCGUUCGCAAUCUCCGCUUCAUUGAGGUGGUUCUGCGCAACCCCGCUUUGACGGCAGCCCUAAUCCCGCGCCAGUUCCUCAAUGCUCAAACAAUGAAGAUGAUUAGCACCUUACUCUUCAACCCAGCCCAUCUGGGCUUUAACGCCGCAUCGCAAUCCAUCAUGGCUCAGCUGCAGCAAGUGCUGGGUCAGACACUGGAUGCCGUGGCACACGCCUCGACCGACUCGGCUAUCCGGCAGGAACUGGAGCAGGAUUUGGCCACGUGGGACGAAAUCAAGACGUUGUUUCCACUCAAGCUGGCCCAGAACAUGGGCGCUGGCCACGAGCGAAGCCUUACCCUUUUGCCGUUGGCCCGCAGGCUGGCUACGGGCUAUCAGCUCCUGCAGGCCACCGGCUUGCUUAAAGGUCUGCUGCCAAAGCCCGCUGAUCAAGUUGCUAAGGAGCUGGUUCAAUCACUUUUCUUGCAGACACAAGGGCGCCUGCACCCCAGUAGCAAGGAGACUGGUUUGGUGCUGUUGGAACUGGCUUUCAGCCUUUAUCCUUGCACAGACGCGCUCCUCGCAUGCUUGCUGGAUGAAGAGACAGUGCUAUUGGCGACUCCCGUUAGCUUGUACGAUGCCCCGGCAUCAGCGACACAAGGUAUUCAGCAAUCCAAGGGACUGCGGUUCUACGAAACGUUUCGGACUUGCAUUGCGGGAUUUGUGGCGCGACACACCACCGUCUUGAUGCCGGAUCUCGCGCUCACAGCCGCGGCAGAUCUAGCACGUUAUCGACGCGAGGCGUUGGCCGCCUUUAUGCGUGCUUUUCCCACGCUUCAUGAAGCUCUGUCCGAUCAGCCGAGGCUGCUGGUGCGCUUGGUAGAGCAGGCAUCGCGGUGUGGACUGCCACUUGCCGAAGUUGUGGCCGGCUUGCACCCGACCGCCUUUCGCCAUGUGUGUGCCGAUCUGGAAUCCAAUUCAACCUUGGCCGAAAAAGCGGACUCGCGACAGCUGAUUGGCGUGCUGUGCUCCGUACCCGCCGUGCCUCUGGCGGGUACGGAGGACCUCAUGCCAAACGUGGCUGCCGAUAGCGUGCGAAAAAUGUGUGGACAGUUCCCCUUUCAAUCGAGCGAGUAUGGUCCCGGCACGACCAAGCGGCGCGAGUUGGUGGCAACCCUCAACGACGUCUUUCGUGGACUCGUCGUAUCGGGUGCCGAACCGCUCUUCAAGGUGGUGUUGGAGCUAUAUGUUAAGGAAGGAGAGGCGCAUGUGCAUCACGAAGGCUUUGUUCAGGCGUUUUCCAGCUUUGCAGCCCAAACUGGCCGAGCACCAGUGGUAGCAAGCGUUUUGCGCCUGACCUUCCGCGUUGCCGUGGACUUGACCAAGCCAGAGGCAGCGCGCAACGCCCUGGCACACCAUGUUUUGCCGGCGCUUCUUGAAGGAUGUGAUGCAGCAGUACGCCGUGACUUUUAUCGAGAGGAGAUUACGGCCAUCACCGCCAUGCUGUCCAGCAAGCACCACUCGGAUACGGCCGGGUGGAGCCGGGAGGUGGCAUGCCAGCUCCUUGCGCAGAUGUUUCGCUUACUCCCUGUACAUGAAGUAUACGGCACUCGUGCGGCCGUCAACCAGGCGUUUCACGACCAGGCCGGACUGACCGGUGCCGUGGCUGACAAUUGCCUGACCAAAGCUGUGGUGGACAGCUUGCGUGGGUUUUUGCAAGACAAAACCACGCAAAUUCCCGGCCUGACCAAUUUUCCGCAAACGCUCAAGCAAAAAGCCUUCAACACUCUGUUCCAUGUCCUUGAUUGCACGCAAACAGACCCCGCCAAGCGGCUCAAGUUUUUCACGACCCUUUGCUUCGAAUCCAAAAAAGGCCCGAGUCCCAUCGUUUGCGUUGCCCCCACCGCUGAUGAGACUUUUGAAUUUAAAGCUGAGCUCGAUCAAGCUCCCACUCUGCGACUUCGCCAGUUGACGGCACUUCGCUCCUCCGCACGGACACAACACGGCACGCGAUACCUAACAUCGCAGCUCCUAGCCGACAGCAGCCUGAGUCAGAGCAUGGCAUCCUGGGCCGAUCCCAACGGUGCAAGCAGUCUUGAGGCAGCACCUGUCCCAGGGGCCGAGGCGGCCGGUGCCGAAGUCGAGCCCCCUAAACCGACAGAAGCCAAGAAUUUGCCCGAACCCAUGGAUUUAGAGCUCGAUGACGAUGGCAUCGACGAGGACCGCCAAGCUGGCUCCACCCUCACCCUGUCGGGCACACAAUUGGAACUCGAUGCCCUGAACCGACACCCCAACAUGCUGACCAUGUUGGCGCUCGUGGAGCAAAUGCUGGUUUCCAUGAGUCGAGCGGCCGAUGAAUCGGGCAGCGCCGCUGCAUCAGCCUUGCGCUCGGCUGAAGAAGCCCCUGCCAUUCCCGCCGCCGAGACGCUCCCAGCUUGGAUGAGUGAGCUCCUGUCCAUUGUCAAUGCUGCCCAUGUGCACAUGAAUCAGAAACUGUUCAUUGCCAAGGUCAUCAUCAACCAGCCGCAACAUUUUCAGCCCUGGGCCAAGUGGUGGCUUGCCCCGCUGAUGCGAAUGGCUGUGGCCCUUGGCGAUCGCCAGGCUGAGCCCUUCAACUACUUUGUCACUGACCUAUGUGUUGUCCUUUUGCGCUGGAGUGAAACCGCCGUACCUGGAGCCUCUGAUGUGAUUGUGGUGCAACAGUUUAUUGAGUUCCUGGUUCGUCAUGCGCAGCAUGAGAGUGGACCAAUUUUCCGCAACAACCUUACCAUUAUCAAGACUUUUGUGGAGAAGUGGGGCGCACAAACACAUGCCGGCUUAACCAUGGAGGUGCUCUGUGAGUUUGCGGCGCAUUCUGGCAUCAGCACCAAGAGGUUGCGCAGCUCACUUCAUCUUUUUAGCGUGGCCUUGGCCAACGGCAUCUAUCCCACAGCUCAGAACCUUCCACCUGCAAUGCGAUUGGAUGGACUCUGCAACCAGCUGGCGGGCUACCUUACGCAUAAGAGCCUGACCAUGUGUCGCACAGCUGCCUCUGUCAUUGGCAUGUAUCUUCAAUGCGUAUAUGACGGGUCCGAGGACGGUGCCAGUGAUACAGCAGGCGUGGGCCAGAUGUUGACGCAGGCCACCCAGCGCUGCCUCAUGGACAUUAAGCGUGAUUCAGCAGAAGGACGGGAGAGAUUUGUCACGGCGCUGCACGCCAUCUGCAAUGCCACCUUGGGCUAUCCUGCCUUCGUUGAUGAGCUGGUGCAAACGCUGCUCUACGUCCUGCCCGCCUGUGCUGGAAACGCAAAAACACAAGCUCUGGAGGUGCUGAUGUGGCGAGCCACGGCUAUUCCAGACCUCUUUCGGGAGCUUUUGGGCAAGGACCUGCCCGGUCUUUUGCAACGUCACGCGCCGUCGACGCAGUGCGCUGUACUUACCAUUCUGAAAGCCAUCCUGCCUUCGCUCGAGCCCUCAGUGGUGCAGCGCUACUUUCCGGCUUUAAUAGCCCAUCUUCCGCAUCAUGAUGACGCACAAGUGCGACUCCUCCACUACCAGCUCCUCAUGGUCCUUUACGAUCUGACGCUCACCGCAGAGCUCAAGGUAGCCUUGGGUGAGAGCAAUACGGUGCAGCGAGAGACGCUUCGCUUGCUGGUCAUGGCUUUUUCAGACGAGAGUGCGAUUAUCCGCCGCUCGGCGGAGGAGUUCUUUGAUCAAGAGACCCGGCUGUCCAUUGCAACGGAUCUGCGUUUAUGUGAAGUUCUAGACAAGCUCUACGUCCCCGCAUCAGAGGGCAGUUUCUUGUCCACGUGCAGCUCUCUGCUGCUGCGUUUGACGGCUCGCAGCCCCGACUACGAACGCCAGCUGUUUGAGCAAGCCUUGAAGGAUUGCGAGCGCCACCCUUUGCGUGUGGACGUGACCUGGCAACGUCGAAAUCUUCAUCUGACGCCGCUUUUUUCGCAAAGCUCACUUGAUGCCUCCCUAGAGGCCACCCUGCGUCAGCGUGGCAUCCGUGCCACUCAGGCCUCGUACUACUCAUUCUCUCAAACACAGUCCUUUCGACCAGGAGCUGCCCCGGCUGAUUCGCUACGCUCCGCGCAGAAUACGCAGACGCAGUUUACCGAUUCGCAACGCGUCCUUCUGGUGACUCGCCGUCGACCACGUGCCGGCACAUUGGCUGGCACGCAAGUCGCGUUUUCUCAAAGCGAGCAGGACCACGAGCUGGCAGCCGCCAUGCAGGCUCGUGAAAAGGCCCUCGAGCGCCGGGAGAUUGGGCGGCUACGACGCCGCUUUCUGCAAACCAAGGAAGGCGCGCAAACAGCGUUUUGGGCUCGACAAGCCACGCGUCAGCGCCUGGAACGACAAGCGCGUGCCAAGGAACGGCGCCAAGCUCGCCAUGCCAAUGUGGUGCUCUACCGUGACUACAAGGAUGGCGAGCUGCCAGACAUUCAAAUCAAGCAGGCCGAGUUGAUCCGGCCUCUGGUGGCGCUGACCCAACGCGACACCACUUUUGCUCGCUCGGCACUGGUUGAGCUGGUGACUGGCCUCCUCAAUGCGUUUGCCAGCCAAGCUGCGGAGGCGGACAGCCGACAGCUCUUGCUAACAUGUGCUGACAAUUUUGCGCACUUGCUGCAAAAGAGCCGCCAAGGCAUCAGCCCUGUCAUUGCCAUGGCCACGGAAGUUCUGUACAGCCUGGACGACGACACGCUGCGCGAGCUCUUCUCGCGCUUUGGGGAUCUUCCCGCCAACCUAUGUCGCAUUGCCGUGGCCAGUGACACGAUGCCGUUGGCAGCUCUCUUGUUGGAGCGCCAUCUGAUGCUGACGGCACAGCACCCGAGUUCAGGGCCUGCCAGUAAGCGACGCAAGCAGCUGGGGGAUGCAGAUCCGUUCUUGGGGAAUUUUGACAGUUGGCUCGAGCUGGGCCGGUUGUACAAUACCCUGAGCGAGUUUGACACGCUGCACGGCAUUUUUAGUCGUCAUGGCAGCGGAACGACGCGGCAGGCGUUUGCUUGCCUUGCACACGACGACUAUCUCGGCGCCAUCAAGGCUGUUGAUGAGGCUGGGGACGCCGAGGUAGACUUGGCCGAGGAAGAGCUCUGGCAGCAGAUUCAGCUGAGCGAGUUGUUUGUGGACGAGAGCACGCCCGAUGAAGACGUUCUCGAAGCCGCAUCCCUUGAGCGAAUCUGGACUGAUCGACAAGCAACCGCUUUGGUCGAUGCCACCAUGACUAGCAAUUUGCGAGAUGGUCUCCAUCAUGUGCUAUCAUUCUUGAACACGCAAUUAUUUCCUCUGCGCCAGGAGACACCGAAAGAGGCUUCUGUGGCCUUUUACAAGUUGCGUGAAUUUGUAACAAGCAGUUCCCAGCAGCCCAUGCAGGCAGAGCUUUUGGCGCGCCGCCAUGCAUACGAACUGGCCGUGACAGAGCUCCUGCAUGACAAAAUUCUGCAAGAGAGCGAGCAGGCCGCUCACCAGGCCCGCGCUCGCCACCUGGUCAAUACCGGGGUCCAAGCAUUUGAGCAGAGCUGGCCCUUGCUCCCCGCUCUACAAACUGGCAUCCGCCUGACGCGCGUGGAGCAUGUUCAGCCUCUGAUCGAAUUGGACGAGUACCUCGACUUUAUGGGAACGGCACGUAACUUUGAGGGCAGUGCCGAGCCAAUGGAGCAGCUGGCCCGACGCUGGCGCACCAGGGACUUGACUCAGGAAAGCACGGGCUUUGAUGCCUUUGAAGGCGUUUUCCUCCUUCGAUCCCUUUUCUUAGGCCAAAUAGCGCUGGAAUAUUCACGGCGACACAGUGCUAUUCUUGGCGACCACAGGGCAGAAGACUUUGACUUGACAGAUUCCACGGACGCAGCGUCACAAGCCAAGCGCAUUUUUGUUCGUGAACAAGCUCAACACAAUUACCGCCUGGCUCUCAAGGCAGUCCAGAUCAAUAAUCCCAAGCAAUCGAGCCAAUACUUUCGCCUGGCGGAGGAUCUGGUUGGCUUGCCCGCUUUCUCACGCGAUGACAUGCGGGAUUUACUCUUGCUAAAGAGCCAAGCUCGAGCUGCUCACAACAACCUCUCUCUUCGCCUGCGUAUGGAUCGUGGUUCGAGUCCGCAUGCGCUGGUCCAAAGCAUUUUGCGAUGCCUUGACGCAUAUAGUGAUCAGAUGAGAUUUACGAGCGGCAAUUCUGAAGUCUUUUCAAGAACAAGUUUGAUCAUGGAUGGUGCCGGCACGCUUGUUGAUGUGGCCCGCGCCCUACACUUGCUGGAGCGACCCCAACCGGGUACCCCCGACCUCGAUGAGCAGCAAACGGCGAUGCUGCUCGAGGCUGCCCAUAACGCUGGCUUGAAGCUGCAUGCAGAUGCCGGGGCUUUGGCCGGGCAAAUGGCAGAACAAGCAUUGCGCACAGCGCACGAGGCCUGUCGUCAACUGGCCACGGAUGUUUUGCAUGGGGGUACCACAAUCCCCUUGGGCUAUUACCGCACCGAGUCCUCCACUCAGGCGGGGGCUUUUGCCUUUGUGUGCAGUGUGACGCUGCAGCGCCGCCGUCAGAUGCCCGACGCUUUGUGCCCAUUGGAUGUGGUGCCAGACAUGGCCGCGGUGCCCAUAGACAACGUCUAUCCUGAAAGGGCUGCACGGCACCAUGUGCGUUUCGCAGACUUUUGCUUCCAAGCUCUGGCUCAACUUGAAGCCCAACCCACCUCAGCCUCGGUCAUGCCCAGCCUCGCCGAGGAAGCUGCCCCUCCAACCUUGAGCGACCUGAUGCCUGCCGCCAGCAGCGACCUCUAUGGGCGAUCUCUUUUGCUGCAAUUGGCGGUAGAACACAGUUUUGCAGCAGCGCGAUCGGGUCUAGCCGAAGGCCGAGCCUUGCUGCCUCGUGUGUUGGCACUGCUAGAAGUGGAGGAAGAACGUCCACCGUGGCUCCCUCAGCUGAUCUGCGCUGCCGGCUGCGCUGCGCCGGCAUGGAUCUAUCUGCGCUGGCUUCCACAACUGCUAGCAUAUGGCGCCACAGACCAGAACGUGCUUGCUGUGAAGCAGAUCCUGGGUCUCGUGGCGAAAGCAUAUCCGCAAGCUGUAGCGUACCCGGCGAUUCUGCUCCAGGACCAAUUAGAGGAACGCAUUGUCUCGAACGAUGUGCACGGCUGCUUUGACUUCAUCAAGAAUCGUAUUUCAGGUCAAGAUGAGAAGAGUGCGCUUCUCAUUGAAAAGCGUUUACGCUUUGGUCACAAGGUGUUUGGCUCUCAAGCGAUGAAGCGUCGCGCGACAGACCCCAAGAUUAUUAGCACGCUUCACGCUAAGCUGGAGCAGUGGCUUAGCAAACCCGACAAGCUUAAAUCAAUGACCAUGCAGAAGUCCAUGGUGAAAGAGUUGGGCAAAUGCGCCGAAGGGUUGGCAGACGCUGCAAAAGAUUCGAGUACUCUGAGCACCUAUGCUCCCCAGCUAGCAGAAUCAAUGUUCACGGGCCAAAUGGCGCUCGAGGUUCCUGGCCAGUAUGGCGAGGAGGAUAGCAUGCCUGAUGUGCAAAGCCAUGUGAUGCUGUGCGGCUUUGACUCGCGAGUGCUGGUGCUCAAGUCAAUUCGUCGGCCCAAGCGUGUGACUAUGCUUGGAAGUGAUGAACGUGAAUACAAGUUUCUGGUCAAGGCCGGUGAAGAUUUGCGCACAGACGACCGGAUUGAACAGGUGUUCUCUGUGAUGAACCGAAUUUUGGCGCAUGACCGUGCGUGCCAGCAGCGGCGGCUCAACCUCAGAACAUAUGCGGUCAUACCCAUGACCACUCGCCUUGGCUUGCUGGAAUGGAUGGAUAACACAACCACGUUGCGUGAUUUUGUGAUGCAAAGCGAUGAAGAUGAGAAAGACAUCCAACGUGCCAAGGAGACCUAUUUGCUAUUUGCCAAUAAGUUUGCGGAUAAGCGUGCUCAUUCAAGCGUCGCCGACAACAUUACACGCGUUCUUGUCAAGGGCACGCGUUCGGAUGUCAAGUUGGCAUUUGAAAAGGCGCAGAGCAUGCAUUACGGCCGGACCUUGAGCACCAUCAACAUUUGCCAGUACAUACUGGGCAUUGGUGACCGCCACUUGAGCAACGUCAUGGUCGAUUUACGCACGGGUGGCCUCAUUGGCAUUGACUUUGGACACCACUUUGGGUCGGCCACUUAUUUGCUGCCGAUUCCUGAGCUGAUGCCAUUCCGUUUGACGCGAAUCAUGGAGCAGGCGUUGCAACCGCACACACGCAAUGGCUUGAUCAAACAUGUCAUGUGCCAUGUGCUCACGGCGCUCAAGGCUCGACGCUCCGACUUGUUGGCAGUGAUCCAGAUUUUUGCCACAGAACCGACGUUGGAUUGGCAACAAAAUGCCAAAAAGGUUAUCAAGCAGGAAGAGGGCGAGGAGCUCCAAGUCGAAAACUACGCGACGCGCAACCUCGAGCGCUUGCGCUUGAAAUUGUCGGGGUGCCAUCCAGCUGCCAUCAUGGCGGAGGAAGUGGCGGACAGUAGGCAUAUUGCCGCGUAUCGAAGCAAAGUCCAAGAGGUGGUGUGGGGCAGUCGUCGUGACCAGGAUCUGCGGGCCACGUUGCCAACGGAGGUUGCGCUAACUGUGGAGCAACAAGUAGAUGCCCUGUUGGAUCAAGCGACAGAUCCCAAUCUUUUGGGUCGGUCCUGGGUGGGAUGGGAUCCCUACUGCUGA